Rhagoletis pomonella (apple maggot) is the source of this 7238-nucleotide messenger RNA. RefSeq names its product homeobox protein 5. Gene Ontology annotation, molecular function: RNA polymerase II cis-regulatory region sequence-specific DNA binding; zinc ion binding; DNA-binding transcription factor activity, RNA polymerase II-specific. Gene Ontology annotation, biological process: regulation of transcription by RNA polymerase II. Lineage: Eukaryota; Metazoa; Arthropoda; Insecta; Diptera; Tephritidae. The record is from RefSeq and is a predicted model, not a curated record. The transcript is spliced from 13 exons. Bases 11 to 5452 code for a protein of 1813 amino acids. Gene Ontology annotation, cellular component: nucleus.
CAACUUCGUCAUGGCUUUGUCCAAACGACCGCUCUCCAAGGAUACCGCUUUGGCUGAGAACAACAACAAUAACAACACCAAAUCCGAAGAACACGAAACUGCAGUGAAACGUAAAAAGCGCUCAAGUCGUGAUGAUGAAUCGGCAAAUAAUAAUAACAACAAUAACUCUAAAACCGAAGACAAAUUGUCCACUUUGCCACAAAAGAAACGCGCUGUAACCAACAACAACAACAACAGUAAUACAAACAAAUCGAAUACAUCACCGCUCGACGUUGCCACGCUGCAAACCUCCGUCGCCAUGACCACAACACCCACAGUGCAUUCGCCUGAACGUCCAACGGCAGUGAGCACAAUCGCGGCCACAAAAGCGUCCGCUGACGAUCAGGACGACGAAACGCUGAUACGCGAGACACAGGCAGCACUGAAAAGCUUAUCGGGCAGUUGGCCACCAGAGGCACGCAACAAUCUCUAUCGAUUGCAGGAUCAGGACGAGAACCCGCCCCCAUUUCAAAAUCUCUUCGAAGAGAAACAAAAACAAAAGGAAAAUGAUCAGGCGCGCCUCAACUCACAGCAUCCCGAACAGGUGCUGGACGACCGCAAGCGCAGCUCAUUCUCGCAGGCGUCCGCCUUCAAGCCACCAACCGAUUUCAAGCGUAAUGGCCUAAUUCCAUAUCCGCCAGGUACAACGGCGGUACCACCAACACACUACCCGAUCUACAGUAGCAACAACGAUACGUCCGCUGCAUAUCUCAGCUACCAACAGCACACACUUCCACACGAUCCAAGCUGCCACACCGCGCCCAUGUUACCACCGCGCCCAACGCCAACAACCGCAGCAGCCGCAAUCAGCAAUGGUUUCGAUAUCGCUUCACAAAUUGGCGCCUGCGAUGGCAAAAAUAGCGAUGCAGAGCAGCGGGCAGCGGUUGGUCUCAAACACAGCGACUUGCUGGGUAGAACACAUGACGCUGCUGUUGUUGGUGGUGUGGUUGGCGCAACAUCGGCCGCCGAUACCAAGCACUACACCAUUUUGCAGCCAGCUGGUGUGGGUAGUCGCGCGGCAUCGGUGAUGCAGGAUAUUGCGCGCGAGGGUGCCGUCACAGCAGUAACAGCUGUUGGCGGCAACAACAGCAACAACAACAACAACAACAGCAGCGCCGCAACAUCAAGUGUGCCACAGCCGACCUACUCGCCGGGCAGCAUCAAUCGCGGAGAUGGCACCAAGUGUCCCACGCCAAGCUGUAACGGCCAAGGACAUAUCACAGGGCUUUACUCACACCAUCGAAGCUUAUCUGGCUGUCCAAAACGUGAUAAAGUCACAUCGGAAUCUGUGGUAGACUCAUUCAAGUCCGAGCCGAAGGAGUUGCAUCAUUUGGAAAAGUUGAAAAUCACCACGAAUCAAUACUUGAAUAACAACAACAUCAGCUGCAUAAAUAAUAACAACAGUCACGACACGACCGGUAGCAGCAACAACAGCACGACAUCCGGCAGCAACAACGCACUCAGCCUCAACGCGAAUUCGAACUCGACGGCAAACUCAAGUACUGCGAGCAACGCAAUGCCAAUUAUCAAAACGGAAUUCAGUCCGGUCGCUAGCGUCAAGUCCGAAUACAAUAAAAGUCCCAUGCACCCGUACAUGAACAGUGCGGACAGCAGCGGCGGUAACGCCGGCAAUGGCGGUGGUAGCGCUGGUAGCGGCGGCAUUGGCCCAACAGACCGUUCUUCCAACGGUGCGCCGCAUAAUUCAGGCUCAGUGUCCACCACCAGUUCGGACAAUUUGCACGCACCGCACUUGAGUGGCGCACGAAGUGCGACCGGAACACUUCAAGCGUCCGGCUACGUGAGCAUGCAACAGCAACAGCAGCCACCACCACCGCAACCACCACAUACAAUGGCCGAUCCACAUCAGCAGCAACAUCAACAGCAACAUCAACAGCACCAGCAGCAACAGCAUGCACAACAACAAAGCCCACACAAUCCCCACCAUCAACAGCAACAACAUACGCUGCAUCAGCAACGUGGUCCAUUCAUCGAAGACUCAUCAUCGCUAAUGAUGUCCGCCGGCAAUGGAACUUCCGUAAAUAGUACCGAUGCAUAUCGCACCGACGGUCAUCAUGACGAUACGCAGCACCAACAACAACAACACCAACAGCACUACGAGCAUAUGCGCUAUGCACAGCACAUGGUGAAUGGUGGCGACGGCAGUUUAGGUGGCGGCAAACCACCCACAUCCGCUUACGGACAGGAGAUGCUCACCGCCAAUGGCGCACCCACCAAUACACUAUCGCCCAAUGCGCGCCCCUACGAUACGAAUCCACCCACAUCACUAUCGUCUGCAGCCGCAGCUGCCGCUUACGCUGAUGCCACGAGCGUAUCCAGUGUUUCCGGCAUGCCUACAGCCUUCGAACGUUACGACCCCAUCUGCAAUGGUCAACGUCAGGGGCCACCAUCCAAUAUGUACCACUAUCUGCCACAGACAGCGGACGACUUGCAAGCGCAGCAACAGAAAUACUUGCAGGAGCAACAAAUGUUAAUGGCCAAGGCGGAGCAUGAUGAGCUCGCCAAUGGUGGACCAAUAUAUCCACGUCCCAUGUAUCACUAUGAUCCGAGUAUGGGUCCAUUGCCACCGGGUUUUUCAGCUAUUAAUUUGUCGGUGAAAAUGGCGGCAGCACAAGCAGCAGCAGCUGCGGCGGCUUAUCAAAAUCAGCAGCAGCAACAGCAGCAGCAUCAGCAGCAACAACAACAACAACAGCAGCAGCAACAACCGAAGCAGAGUGGUUCACCAUCACCGCCUGGUGCACCGGUCGUAGACUUGUCAGCCUCCGCGUCGGUAACCUCGUCCAGUCCGCAUGGUUUCAACUCGCCAGCAUCGCAUAACCAAUACAGUCAGCGUAUGGGCGCGGGCAGUCCACAGCCAGGAGCGAGCCCGAACAUAGCCAGUCCACAAGUGCCAAGUCCGCAAGGACAAACGUUGGACCUGAGCGUCACACGUCUGCCACACAGUAUUAUUACAAGUCCUCAAUAUGGUGCACACCCCGACGGUCUAGUCGUUGGACAUCCACAAGGCUUUGGACCAGGUCUACCACCCACAGGUGCCAACGGCGCGCCACGUUCACCACAAAUGGAGCCCGUCGAUUUCAGCGGUCCACCAAGACCACUCGGUUUUGGGCUCGUCGGACAUAUCGGCGGACCGCGACCGUACAGUCGUGAGUCUACGCCGGACAGUGGUGGCUCACACUACAUCGAUAGCUAUCGCGAUCCAAGUGGCUAUUCACCUCAUCCCGGCUAUGGCAUGGUUGUACAGUCUGAUUAUCCCCCGGCCGGCUAUCAUGGCUACGGUCCAGCCGCAUAUCAAUGCAGCAAUCCUUAUGCGACUGCUGUCGGUCCCGGCGGAUAUCCGACACCAGUGUCAGGCGGCUACUCACCCAGUCCGGCGUCGUGUUACUCCAUGCCACCGCCACAGCAUAUACCGCAACAUGACAAGACAAAGGAUAGCUUGACUGGCUGUACGCGCAGCGAUCGAAAUCAUUUGCAGCCACACUCGCAGGAACUGAAAUGCCCCACGCCAGGCUGCGAUGGUUCAGGUCAUGUCACUGGUAACUACUCAUCACAUCGCAGUCUAUCGGGUUGUCCGCGCGCCAACAAGCCGAAGAGCAAGCCACGCGAUGGACAGGACUCGGAGCCGCUUAGAUGUCCCAUACCUGGUUGUGAUGGUUCUGGCCACUCCACUGGCAAAUUUUUAUCGCACAGAAGCGCCUCCGGCUGUCCCAUCGCGAAUCGUAAUAAAAUGCGCGUACUUGAAGCCGGCGGCACCGUAGAACAGCAUAAAGCCGCCGUUGCUGCGGCGACUGCGAUGAAGUUUGACGGUUGCGGCAGCGCUGCCAGUCAAAGUAUGAAGAAACCCAAAUUCGAUGAUGUUACAAUGGUCUAUCCAAAGGGCUAUACAGGCAUCGACAUGAUGAUGGGCGGCGUUGGCGUUGGCGUCGGUGUCGGUGUUGGCUCCGCAGUCUCCUCCUCCGCCUCCGUAUCGAGUAAUAUUAGCAACAGCAGCAACAACAACGCUUCGGUAGUUAGUUCCACAGCAGCGCUGGGCAAUGUCUCGUCUUCUGUAGCCGGUCCAGCCACACUGCCCGACAGUCUGCAAGGCAAUAAUAGCAACAAUGGCAGUAGUGGCAAUGGCACAGCGAAUAACAACAGCAACAACAACGUGCCCUCAACAAAUGGUGGCGUUGGCGUUGGCGGUGGCAGUGCUGGCAAUGGCAACGUCGGUGUUGGCGAAGACUUGAAUACGCUCGAAGCGGAAAUAUCGGAGCUGCAAAGAGAGAAUGCACGCGUCGAAUCGCAAAUGAUGCGUCUCAAAUCCGACAUAAAUGCCAUGGAAUCACAGUUGAACACCAGCGAUAGGGAGGCUUCUCCGCUGAGUACUCAUCAACAGCGUAAUCUCUCUGCGGUGACUAUCAAUGCUGGAGGAGCAACAGCUCUUGGUAGCGUCUCCUCCAGCGCCUCAACCGCGUCCCCGCUCAGCAACCACAAUGGCAACGGCAACGGCAACGGCAACGGCAACGUCAACGGUAACGGCAACAACAGCAGCAGCGCCAACGGCAACAAUAACAUCAACAUCGGUGGCAGCAGCGUCGGAGCCAACAACAACCCCCUCACCAGCGGCAAUCUCUCGCACACCCUCCCCAGCAGUCACACCAUAGGGCCCAUAGGCAACCACAGUGGCAGCUACUUAACACCACCACCCAGUGUCAGCAUCAGCACCGCCGCUUCUUCAACCAGCAACGGCGGUGCACCCACAUCCAGUUCCUAUUACGAAAGUUUGCGUAAUAAUGUAAUUACUUUGCUCGAGCAUGUGCGUCUGCCACCACCCGGCAGCAAUAGCGGCGCAAGCAUGAGCUCGAGUCCGCUAGGCGCUGGCAAUGGCGGCAAUAAUGUAAGUAGCACCAGCAUAGGCGGUCAUCCCUCCGAUACCAUUGGCAAUAGUUUGUCUGCAAAUAUUGCUGGCUUACCCGCCACCGCAGAAGUUUUGAGUAAUCAACAAUUGACCAGCGCUUAUGGUGCGCCACAUCCACCACAUCCCGCGCUGAUACCACCAAGUCCGCUACCCACCGCAUCCAUUGCGCCAACGAAUGUGGUGAGUGGUGCUGUAUCGAUGUAUGCAGCGCCACCACAUCACUUGACUGGCACACAUCAUGGCAUGUUGGGUCCACCACCACAUCCACCACCACCACCACCUCAUGGUGGUUCAAUGCCGCCACAUCAUCCCUAUACAGUGCAUCAUCCAGCUGGAUAUGCGCACCAUGAACCCUUCGACUCAUACAUAUCGAAAUUACAAUCUCUCUGUGUGCCACCCGAUGUUUACGCGCUACCCGACGAUGGCACACGGCCGCUCUACGAUGCGGUCAAACCUAGUCUGCAUCAAGAUUAUACAUUAAUGCCGACACCGAUAUAAGCGUGGGUGAGAAGAGGGAGUGAAUGGGGGGAGAGAGAUUACUGGGUUUAACGCCAACUAAGAGAGAACUAUUGAAAACUAUAGUACUAACUACGCUGUAAAUAUAAAUAAAUAGUAUUUAAGCAGAUAUUUAUAGAGAAGACUCAAAUUCGGACCAUGUCGCAGAACAAAUUUAUGUGACACUCUCAUUAAAUCCAUGUUGAGAGUGAACAGCAGUUGAAGAAGGAAUAAUUUUGAGCGCACACACAAUUAGACACAAUUGUUUUCCCGUAACCCGUUUUAAAUAACUUUAAGAAACAGUUAAGCCACUCUCUCAUUUUUCGAUGACCUUGGUAGCUUCGUCCGAGGCUUCUUCAAUGAGCUCCGUACUCAAUGCUUUAUUUAUGUGACGCAAAUGAUGCAGAAGCACCCCACUACUGAGAAAUGCUACACAGCGUCUAAGUUCCCAAGGAUGGAGCUAGCAACAGGCAUACAUAACUCCGGCGCCGCUCCCGGCUGCUGAGCUCGCGCAUUUGUAGGUGAAAAUAUUAAAAAGACGUAGGGUGACAUUAAUCGGCCUUCAAUAUCACGGGGUUUUCUGAAGUCCCCGCAUAUGACAAUAAGAAACAAUCUAUCGGAUGCCGUUUAAGUAAACAUAAGCCAGGCUAUCGCUCAAAUUCAGCGGGAUCUAAAUACGUGAGAGAGUCAUUGAAAAUUUAACCACUCGAAUACGUGCCGCCGUGAGAAGCCAUGGAAUAUAUUUAAACGAUGUAGUAUAUUCCGCCCGCAAUGGUAUGCUAUACUUGGCUCUUUCGUUACGCUAGUUGUUCUUCCCGACAGGGUUGGUGUAUAAUGUGUGUUGGAACCACCUAAAAUAGCACUGAAGAUGGCAAAACGCCGAAAUCUCCUUGGACAGCUCCAUACUUUCACACGGAGACAAAAAUUGUAAUUGUGAGUGCCCUGUUCAAGUGAAUUUCAGGAGGAGCCUUGGCCUCAUACAUACAAAAAUGGUUUCGCUAACACCUCACACACAGCUUGAUUUAAAGAGAACUUUUUCGAGAGGGUUAUAACUAAAUUCAACAGAAAUCGUGCAUAAGGCCCAAAUAUUCCCUGAUAGGAAUCCGUGAAAGUCGCGAUUAUUGACCACUUAUCCAUCGAAAGUAGUCAAGUUUCGACAAUAAAUAGAUCAAAUACAAAAAUAUAUGACUAAAAAAAUAUUGGAAAUUCUUCAUGAGCAGCCUCUGGCCAUAUCGGCAUUUACAUCCGUCACGACCAAGACUUAUUCCGCAGGGGAAGCUUUUCGUAGCUUUCUGUAGUUUUUAUAUGAGCGUGUGGUAAAAGCUCUCUCUGGUCAUGUUUGCGGUAUAAUCAUAUAUAUGUACAUUUGUAAAGUUCGGAGCGCAAAUUAACAACAAACAAUAAUUUUUGUAAAUUCGAAAGAGCUUUUAAACGGUGGACGCCCACACAAAAUGUAUAGAAAGCUUAAAAAAGCUUUGCACACGGACAAGGAGAUGUCUUUCACAGAUUAAGAUGCAAAAUUUCUGCUUCAAGCUUCAUCGAAAGUUUAUUUAUAAAAGGUGUAAGCUAGUUUAAUGCAAAGCAAAUUUCAGUGAAAGCUUUCCGUUUCAAAGUCAGUAAGAAUAGCGAGAGCAAGCUCUCAGGCCGUCAUGUCUAUAAAAAAAAAAAAUAUAGAAAGCUUAAAAAAGCGCUGCACGCGAGUAUGGCGAUGCCCAUCACCGGAGCUUAGUAUAAGCUACUAGUCCAAUGUAUGUAUAUAUGUACAUUUAAGUAUAUAGUAUGUAUAGUA